CUUCUGGUUUAUCAGAUCCAGUGCUUUUAAAACAACGAAUUGCAGCAAUCCAGGAUGAACGCGAGAGGAUGCUAAUGUUAUAUAGUGAAUUUGUAAGUGAUAAUGUAAUAGUUCCACAAGAUCGAGCAGUUAAACA
Molecule: messenger RNA, 136 nt
Organism: Dentiscutata heterogama
Lineage: Eukaryota; Fungi; Glomeromycota; Glomeromycetes; Diversisporales; Gigasporaceae
Source: the annotation of a GenBank genome assembly